AUGUUACCGGCGUUGGUGUUCGAACUGUUGCCAAUCUUCGGCUUCCUUCUUUGUGUAUCCACAGGCUUCUACCUUUGGAUUAUGCGCAAAAAACAGAAGGAUGCGUUUGCUGGGAUCUACGUGGUACAGUGUUUAGGUAUUGUUAUAAUAUUUUUAUGGUAAUUGUGUGGUUUAUGUAUUGUGCAUCUUAUCGUUGUUUUUAACUGUUCUCUUGUUGUAGACUUUGCAUACGGCAUAAGUUUGUUUUAUGCCGGUUUCCACGGAUGUUUCAUAUCCGCAAACAGUGAUGACAACAGCGCAAUUCAACCGGUCGAUUGUUUGUACAGAGCCAUCCAUAUAAGUUUAUGGUGUGUACUAGACUUGUCUAAUUUCAUAGUUAUAUUUUUAUUGUGUUUUGAUCAACUAGUAUCUGUUAUUUGGACCAAGAAACACAAAGUUGUAAGUUUAAAGUUAAACUUUAAACUUUUUUUACUAAACAAAUAUUCAAAUUUCUAGAUUAUUUUAAAUUUAAAACUACAAAGAAUUGUUUAUUUUUCGCUACCUUUGUGUUUCAAUUGGCAACUAACUCCUUACAAUUUUAGAUCAACUCAUUGUACAUGUCGCAAAAGUUUAUAUUGGCUAUGGUAACAUUGUCAAUGGUGAUCCUGGUCCCAGCUUGGAACUUCCCUUUAUCGCAAUCCGAUAACUCAACUAUACGUGUAUCUCCAUUUUGUACAAUAGAGUCUGUCUUCAGUAGUAAAUUCUACAGAAAUGAACUUAACAUGCGACAGUAUGCGCCUUUAAUUGGUAAAGUUUCAUAACUAUAGCUAAUAUGCGUUACAAUUCUCCAUUGCUCAUUGUAAUGCUCGCUAUAUAUUACAAUGUCAAUAUACAAAACUAAACAAGCCAAUUUAGGUGUGAUUAUGUUAUCUCUAGCCGGCUUUUCUCUACUGGUAUUCCAAUUACUACAGAACUGGAGCUUCAAAUGGUCCGACAACAACGAGGAAGCCGAAAGAUUCUACUUCUUUGUCCUCACGAGAUGCAUUAUGCUACUAGCAGUUGUACAUUUUCCUUUGUACGUACUAUCUUCACAUAUCAAUCGGCAAGACCCUAUUUUGGAAAUAUUGUUAAGGAUAGCAUACGCCGUCAUGUUUGGCCUUCUUGAGCCCAUAACGCUGUUCAAGCUCUUCCCAGAGUAUCGUACGGAGUUUUACAGCUUCUUUUUACGAUACUCCCACAACACAAAGCGGACCUGGCAAAGUGCGGGUGGGUGUUAAUCUUGUUUUUAAUAGUGCUGACAAAUUAACUUUACAAUAAGCAAUUGAAAACUACGCCAUGCUUUGAAAAUAAAAGUCAUCAUUUACUAUAAAUGACAUUUUAAAUUUCAGAGGAUCCGCCUGAAUCCAAAGAAGACGUCGGCAAAGAAGGCCUAGACUUCGGAAGCUGGUACUCUUCGGCCGGCAACAUUAUCGGCGAAGCUGGCGUGCCGUACGAAAUGAAUGCCGACAAACAAAAGAGCGUGUCCUUCUACUACAACGAGAUGGAGAAAGUUUAA
Molecule: messenger RNA, 1534 nt
Organism: Bursaphelenchus okinawaensis
Lineage: Eukaryota; Metazoa; Nematoda; Chromadorea; Rhabditida; Aphelenchoididae
Source: the annotation of a GenBank genome assembly